UUUCGUACCACAAAUCCGGAUGACAUCAUGUUUAACUUCAUCAUGGAAGAAACCGAUAGAGCUCAUGAAGCUUCAGCAAUCAUUAUUCAUACUUUUGAUGCCUUGGAGCCAGAUGUUUUGGAUGCUCUCUCAUCUAUGCUUCCCCAUGUAUACACCGUUGGCCCUCUUCAAUUGCAUCUCAAUCAGAUACCAGAACACCCUUUGAAAAUGGGAUACAGUCUAUGGAAAGAAGAAACUGAAUGCCUCGAGUGGCUAAACACCAAGGCACCAAACUCAGUUGUCUAUGUGAAUUUCGGCAGUAUAGCAGUCGUGACACCAGAACAGCUUGUGGAGUUUGGGUGGGGACUUGCAAAUAGCAAACUUCCAUUUUUUUGGGUAAUUAGACCUGAUCUUGUUAUUGGAGAAUCGGCUAUUUUGCCGCCAGAGUUUGUGGCUGAAACUAAGGAAAGAGGUCUAAUAGCUGGGUGGUGCCCACAAGAGCAAGUCCUUAACCACCCAUCAGUUGGAGGAUUUUUAACGCACAGCGGUUGGAAUUCAACAGUUGAGAGCAUUACUGCAGGAGUUCCUAUGCUCUGUUGGCCAUUCUUCGGAGACCAGCAAAUGGACUGUCGCUAUACUUGCAAUGAAUGGGGCAUUGGCAUGGAGAUUAGUAAUGAUGUGAAGAGGGAUGAGGUAGAGAAGCUUGUCAAAGAGUUAAUGGAGGGUGAGAAGGGUAAGAAGAUGAAAAAUAAGGUCAUGAAGUGGAAGAAACUUGCAGAAGAUGCUACUGGUCCACAUGGUUCUUCGUUCACAAACUUAGACAAUUUAGUGAAUCAAGUGCUAUUGAGAUAAAGUUAAAGAUGUUUCCAUAAGAAUAUUGAUGUUAGUUAUCAUUUCCGUAAGAAUGUUAGACAAUCUGUAACCUGUUACUAUAUGUAGAAUUUUAUUCUGAUUAAGGUUUCACUAUGCUUCAAGCCUUCAACUCUGAA
Messenger RNA from Prunus dulcis (almond), 968 nucleotides. RefSeq names its product 7-deoxyloganetin glucosyltransferase-like. The transcript has a single exon. Gene Ontology annotation, molecular function: UDP-glycosyltransferase activity. The record is from RefSeq and is a predicted model, not a curated record. Lineage: Eukaryota; Viridiplantae; Streptophyta; Magnoliopsida; Rosales; Rosaceae. Bases 28 to 831 code for a protein of 267 amino acids.